CCCCCGGGGAUUCCCUCUGCUGCUGGCCUCACAAACCCCAGCACCCAGGGGGCCAUGGGAACCUCAGCCAUAGAGGCAGCCAGGAAAUGGGUCCACGCAGGCCUGGGAUGCAGAACCUGGGCAGCUAGUUCUUCCAGGCUUUUUGGUGGGUUCCAGAAAUGGGGAUUUGAAAAAUAAAAAUCUCCCCAACUUAUCAAUGUUGGCAACACAUUAAAAAAGUCUUUUUCGAAAACCAUCGUCCAGGGGGAACAGGAUCUGACACCAUCUCUAGACCCAGAGCCUGGUGCCACAGAGGGUCAAAGCUAGCAUGUAGCAGCUUCCUCUUCUAUAAGGUGGGAAUACUAGCAGUACCGACUCAUGGGGUUGUGCCGAGGAUUAGUGAGUUAACACGAGAGGUGCUUAGGCCGAGCCUGUAUCAGCCCAGGACUGUGUUUGCACCUGCCCCAGGCUGCCCAUCCCUCCCCUGCCAGGCUGUCUCCAAGCGGGCCGCACCCUUGGCCACCCGGAGCCUCCACCUCACCUGGGGACAGCCCUGAGGAUGUUGGAAAGCAGGGAAGUGUUCAGCCCUUGGGGCCCUGGAGAGAGAGCAGAGGCGGGAGGGCGGGCCUAGCCGGCGCCUGGUACAUAGUAGGUGCUCCAUAAAUGUUUAUUGAAUGAAUGAAUGGAGGCCAUGCAGGCAGAGGCAGCCGUGCGUGCGCAGGCACUGGUGAAAGAGCGGGUCCAGUGGAGACUGGAACCAGGUGACAGAUGGGUCUCUUCCUUCCUGCCCCCGUCUCUCGUGUGCUCCCCGCUCAGCUCCCGUCUCCAGCCUCCCGUGGGAAUCCUUUGAAGUUCUGAGCCCGGAAUCCCAGGAGGAAGAGGAGGAGGAGGAGGGAGAGGAAGUCAAGCCCUGAGGGCCUGGGCACCUGCCCUCGAAGGAGAGGAACACUUCCGGGAAGCAGGCUGUGGGGCCCCAGGCCCCCCCCCACCGGCCCUGGCUGGGCCCCGGCACCAAGCGACUGCUCGUAGCGCCCCGGACGGCCCCCAGCGGUUGGCACUGGCCGUGCCUGCCUCACCUGGGGCCCCCGAGCCGGGGGUGGCCCCCAAGAUGGUGACGGCCCCAGGGAGGACUGUGCUGCUGGCCCCAGCCUCCGGCCGCUAGGCACCCCCCCACCCCCCGUGCCCCUCCACCCCGAGCCCGGCCUGCGAGGGGGCCGAGGCGAGAGCCAUGCUGCGCCUGGGGCUGUGCGCGGCCGCGCUGCUGUGCGUGUGCCGGCCGGGCGCCGUGCGCGCCGACUGCUGGCUCAUCGAGGGCGACAAGGGGUACGUGUGGCUGGCCAUCUGCAGCCAGAACCAGCCGCCCUACGAGACCAUCCCGCAGCACAUCAACAGCACCGUGCACGACCUGCGGCUCAAUGAGAACAAGCUCAAGGCCGUGCUCUACUCCUCGCUCAACCGCUUCGGGAACCUCACCGACCUCAACCUCACCAAGAACGAGAUCUCCUACAUCGAGGACGGCGCCUUCCUGGGCCAGUCGAGCCUGCAGGUGCUGCAGCUGGGCUACAACAAGCUCAGCAACCUGACCGAGGGCAUGCUGCGGGGCAUGGGCCGCCUGCAGUUCCUCUUCGUGCAGCACAACCUCAUCGAGGUGGUGACGCCCGCCGCCUUCUCUGAGUGCCCGAGCCUCAUCAGCAUCGACCUGUCCUCCAACCGCCUCAGCCGCCUGGACGGCGCCACCUUCGCCAGCCUGGCCAGCCUCAUGGUGUGCGAGCUGGCCGGCAACCCCUUCAACUGCGAGUGCGACCUCUUCGGCUUCCUGGCCUGGCUCGUGGUCUUCAACAACGUCACCAAGAACUACGACCGCCUGCAGUGUGAGUCCCCCCGCGAGUUCGCCGGCUACCCGCUGCUGGUGCCCCGGCCCUACCACAGCCUCAACGCCAUCACCGUGCUGCAGGCCAAGUGCCGCAACGGCUCACUGCCCGCCCGGCCCGCCAGCCACCCCACGCCCUACUCCACCGAUGCCCAGAGGGAGCCCGACGAGAACUCGGGCUUCAACCCCGACGAGAUCCUCUCGGUGGAGCCGCCGGCCUCGUCCACCACGGACGCGUCGGCGGGGCCGGCCAUCAAGCUGCACCACGUCACCUUCACCUCGGCCACGCUGGUCGUCAUCAUCCCGCACCCCUACAGCAAGAUGUACGUCCUGGUGCAGUACAACAACAGCUACUUCUCCGACGUCAUGACCCUCAAGAACAAAAAGGAGAUCGUGACGCUGGACAAGCUGCGGGCGCACACCGAGUACACCUUCUGCGUGACCUCGCUGCGCAACAGCCGCCGCUUCAACCACACCUGCCUGACCUUCACCACCCGGGACCCGGUCCCGGGCGACCUGGCGCCCAGCACCUCCACCACCACCCACUACAUCAUGACCAUCCUGGGCUGUCUCUUCGGCAUGGUCAUCGUGCUGGGGGCCGUCUACUACUGCCUGCGCAAGCGGCGCAUGCAGGAGGAGAAGCAGAAGUCCGCCAAGGUCAAGAAGACCAUCCUGGAGAUGCGCUACGGGGCUGACGUGGACGCCGGCUCCGUGGUCCACGCCACGCAGAAGCUGGGCGAGCCGCCCGUGCUGCCCGUGUCCCGGAUGUCCUCCAUCCCCUCCAUGAUCGGGGAGAAGCUGCCCACCUCCAAGGGGCUGGAGGCUGGGCUGGACACGCCCAAGGUGGCCACCAAGGGCAACUAUAUCGAGGUGCGCACGGGCGCGGCUGGCGAUGGCCUGGCCCGGCCCGAGGAUGACCUCCCGGAGCUGGAGAAUGGCCAGGGCUCGGCCGCUGAGAUCUCCACCAUCGCCAAGGAGGUGGACAAGGUCAAUCAGAUCAUUAACAACUGCAUCGAUGCCCUCAAGUUGGACUCGGCCUCUUUCCUAGGGGGUGGCAGCAGUGGCGGGGACCCCGAGAUGGCCUUUGAGUGUCAGUCCCUCCCUGCGGCCUCCACCGCCUCCUCGGCCGCCGCCCCCCCCGGGGCGCUGGAGCGGCCCAGCUUCCUCUCACCCCCCUACAAGGAGAGCUCCCAUCACCCGCUGCAGCGCCAGCUGAGCGCCGAUGCCGCGGUGGCCCGCAAGACCUGCAGCGUCUCCUCCAGCGGCUCCAUCAAGAGCGCCAAGGUCUUCAGCCUGGAUGUGCCGGAUCACCCGGCCGCCACGGGGCUGGCCAAGGGCGACUCCAAGUACAUCGAGAAGGGCAGCCCCCUGAACAGCCCGCUGGACCGGCUCCCGCUGGUGCCCGCGAGCAGCAGCGGGAGCAGCACCGGGGGCGGCGUCCACCACCUGGAGGUGAAGCCCGCCUACCACUGCAGCGAGCACCGGCACAGCUUCCCGGCCCUGUACUACGAGGAGGGCACCGACAGCCUGAGCCAGCGCGUGUCCUUCCUCAAGCCGCUGACCCGCACCAAGCGGGACUCCACCUACUCGCAGCUCUCCCCCAGACACUACUACUCGGGCUAUUCGUCCAGCCCUGAGUACUCGUCCGAGAGCACGCACAAGAUCUGGGAGCGCUUCCGGCCCUACAAGAAGCACCACCGGGAGGAGGUGUACAUGGCCGCCGGCCACGCUCUGCGCAAGAAGGUCCAGUUCGCCAAGGACGAGGACCUGCACGACAUCCUCGAUUACUGGAAGGGGGUCUCGGCCCAGCAGAAGCUGUGACCCUCUCCUCUCCGGUGAGGCUGGAGGGGGC
Phacochoerus africanus (Common warthog) is the source of this 3701-nucleotide messenger RNA. It is a transcript of the gene ELFN2, whose product is annotated as extracellular leucine rich repeat and fibronectin type III domain containing 2. Gene Ontology annotation, molecular function: protein binding. The coding region runs from base 1208 to 3670 and encodes 820 amino acids. The transcript has 2 exons. Lineage: Eukaryota; Metazoa; Chordata; Mammalia; Artiodactyla; Suidae. Gene Ontology annotation, cellular component: plasma membrane. The record is from RefSeq and is a predicted model, not a curated record.